AUGCCCCGUGGACAAAAGAGUAAGCUUCGUGCUCGUGAGAAGCGCCGCCAAGCCCGAGAUGAGACCCAGGGUCUCAAGGAUGCUCAGGCAGCUGAGGAAGGAGAGGCCCCCUCCUGUUCCUCUCUUGUUUAUGGUGAUGCUAUUCCCAGCACCUCAGCUGUUGGCUUUCCCCAGAAGUCUCAGGGAUCUCCACCCACCACCACUGCGGCUGCAGGUGUUUCACACAAGAAGUCUGGUAAAGGUGCCAAGAGCCGAGGGGAAGCAAGUGCCAGUACCUCUAAGAUCCCACCCUCCCCUGAGAGCACCCAGAGAGAUCUUCUCACCAGGAAGGCAGGGAUGCUGAUGCAGUACCUGCUGUACAAGUAUAAAAUGAAAGAGCCCAUUACAAAGGGAGAGAUGCUGAAGAUUGUCAACAAAAGGUUCAAGGAGCAUUUCCCAGAGAUCCUCAAGAAAGCCUCUGAGCGCAUGGAGCUGGUCUUUGGCCUUGAGCUGAAGGAAGUCAAGCCUGGUGGUAACUCCUAUACCCUUGUCAACAAGCUAGAUGUCACCAACGAUGAGAGUCUGAGUGGUAGCUGCGGCUUUCCUAAAACCGGGCUUCUGAUACCUCUCUUGGGUGUGAUCUUCUUAAAUGGCAACUGUGCUUCUGAGGAAGAGGUCUGGGAAUUUCUGAAUGUGUUAGGAGUCCACGAUGGGAGCACACACUUCAUCUUUGGGGAUCCCAGGAAGCUUAUCACCCAAGAUUUGGUGCAGGAAAAGUAUCUGGAGUACCGGCAGGUGCCUGAUAGUGAUCCUCCACGCUUUGAAUUCCUGUGGGGUCCCAGAGCCCAUGCCGAAACUAGCAAGAUGAAAGUCCUGGAGUUUUUGGCCAAGGUCAAUGAUGCUGUCCCCAGUGCCUUUCCUUCCCAAUAUGAAGAAGCUUUAAGAGAUGAGGAAGAGAGAGCCCAAGCCACAGUUGGAGCCAGGAGUGGCACUAGUGCAAAAGCCAAUCCAAGUGCCAAGCCCAAGUCCAGCAUCCCUACACCCUAG
Molecule: messenger RNA, 1026 nt
Organism: Sciurus carolinensis (gray squirrel)
Lineage: Eukaryota; Metazoa; Chordata; Mammalia; Rodentia; Sciuridae
Product: melanoma-associated antigen B2-like
Exons: 1
Coding region: 1-1026 (341 amino acids)
Biological process (GO): negative regulation of transcription by RNA polymerase II
Cellular component (GO): nucleus
Source: RefSeq, a predicted model, not a curated record